AUUUAUGAAUUAUUAAUUCAAAUCACCCGCCAAACGAUCUAUGCAAAUUAAUUAGAGCUCACAAUCUUUGGACUUGUUAUUGUAAAUCGUUUUGUUUGCCUGCAAUAACGUCGAUAUAUAAAUAUUCCUUUUCUAUAUACCUAUAAAUAUAUAUGAACUGCUGCAGUAAUUGAUUUGCAUCAUAAAGCAGGCAAAUAUAAAGAUCUGUUAAUUGAUUGCCACACACACAGCUUUCAAUAGUUAAAAUCGUUGCGAAAAGUGCGCUAAGACCAUAAAAGCCGCUCUCAACAAAAAUGAAACUGUUCACGAACAAAACCCAGCGCAAUGCAAAGCUAUUGCGAUGUGCUGCACUUGGCAUGACGCUCAUUUUCUUUGGAGCCGCCAUCCUUAUGACAAAUCCAGUGAAACUAUUCGAGGAUUGGCAAAUCAGCUUGAGCCCUAAUACGCUGCUGUACAAGCUUUGGCUCCAUCCGCCCUUGGAAGUCUACAUCACGGUCUACAUGUUCAACUAUACAAAUGUGGAUGCGUUUAUAGAGGGCACAGAUGCCAAGAUGAAAGUCGAGGAGGUUGGGCCUUAUGUCUACCAGGAGGUGCUCACCAAUCACAACAUAACCUUGAACGAGGCCAAUAACACGAUCACCUAUACGCCGCGACGCGAAUAUAUUUUCGUGCCGGAGCGUUCGGUGGGUGACCCAAAAGUCGAUCGCAUCCGGGCGCCUAAUAUACCCUACAUGGGCGUCAGCACACAGGCGGCCAGCCUCUCCAUGUUCGCGGCAUUGGGCCUAAGUGCUCUGGCCAAACGGCUCAAUGCCCAGCCCAUGCUGGAGGUCACCGUGCACGACUACAUGUGGGGCUACGAGGAUCACUUGGUGCACUUGGCCUCCAAGUUUGUGCCCAGCCUAAUCGAUUUCUCCAGCUUCGGCAUUAUGGAGAAGCUGUUUCGAGAGGGCAACGAGAGCAACGUGGUUAAUAUGCAUUUGCUGGAGCCCAAGGAUGCGCAUGGCGUUAACCUGCCUGGCUCGCCACGCGCCUAUUCCCUCAAUAGCAUCAACUAUGAGCGCGGCUUCAAGCGCUGGGAGUACGAUGAGGCCACCAACGGCACUCAGUGCAAUCGCAUUUGGGGUAGUCAUGAUGCGACACUUUUUCCACGCGACAUGAACGAGCACGAUACCUUCUAUAUGUAUCGGCGUACCUUCUGUCGGCUACUGCCCAUGAGAUUCAAUCGCACGCUGGACUUUAGGGGCCUCGAUGCCUACGAGUACAUUAUGGACCCCAAAGUCUUUGACAGCGAACUCCACAGCGCCAACUCCUCGUGCUUCUGCAAGAACAAUCAAUGCCUGAAGCGGGGCGUGGGCAAUGUCUCGCCUUGUUAUUACAACAUGCCGCUGGCUAUAACAUAUCCGCACUUCAUGCACGCUGAUCCCAGCUUGCUGAGAGCUUUCGAUGGACUUAGCCCCAAUGAGUCCCGCUUUACAACUACUGUCAUGCUGCAGCCGCAACUGGGCGUACCCUUGCAUGUUCAUGUGCGUCUGCAGGCCAACCAAGUGGUGGGAAAUAUCAAAUUUAACCGUUUGAUGGAACCCUUCGAGAACCUAGUGCUGCCCCUGCUCUGGGUGGAUCUCACCAUUGACAAUCUGCCCCCGAGCCUGCAGGUGCUGGCUUAUGCGCUGAAGUCCGUAUUCCCGAAGCUGCAGUUCGCCAUCGCGCUGGGCCUCUUGCUGGGCGGGCUCUAUCAGUUGAUUGCAGCGCUACUACUCUGCUUCUGGUCGCCAUCAGCUGGUCUGCACAAGACGGAGCAUGGCGAGAAGACGACCAACGUUUUGGGCAACCUAAAUUUGGCCCAGUCCCUGCACAUGCCUUCGUCGGCGGAGUGCGCCCAGCCGGAGGCACAGAAGCUUCUAUACCAUGGCGAUGCGUACAAGCUUGAGGUGUGAAAAGGUUCAGCAAUUGUAACAAUUGGCAAAUUACCUCAAUCCGCAAUGGACAGUGGCCAGACUCUGUCCAAACUCUGUGAUAUUAAGAGCUAAGCUAAUAAGGAGAUUUGGUGUAGAUUAUAUUCUGCUCAACGGAAACAACUUAGGGAACAUUCUAUGCUUAUAUAAAAAUUAAGGUUAAUGGUAAUUCUGAUUCGUAGUCGCAUGCAAUGUACAGCUGAGUUUGCACUCGAUAAAUAUACGCAGCAUGAUAACUGUAAACAAG
Drosophila hydei is the source of this 2199-nucleotide messenger RNA. RefSeq names its product scavenger receptor class B member 1. Lineage: Eukaryota; Metazoa; Arthropoda; Insecta; Diptera; Drosophilidae. Gene Ontology annotation, cellular component: membrane; cytoplasm. The record is from RefSeq and is a predicted model, not a curated record. The transcript is spliced from 7 exons. Gene Ontology annotation, molecular function: scavenger receptor activity. The coding region runs from base 294 to 1934 and encodes 546 amino acids.